AUGGAGGAAAUAUCGGUUUGCGAAGCCUUAAUUGCCCUUCUUGGCAUAGAAAAAGUCCUCGUCCCGGGCAGCACGGGAUACAAUACGUCCCUCUCAUCGUAUUUCAGUCCGCAAGCUGCGGCUGUUCUGCCGGCGUGUUUCGUAACACCACAGACUGUCGUCGAUGUCUCAACCUUGGUUAAAAUACUGACCUCGUCCGAAAAUGGAGGGCCUCACGACUUCGCCGUCCGCGGUGGUGGCCAUACGUGGUUCGCCAAUGCGAACAGCGCCCCCGGUGCCGUCACUAUCGACAUGCGCGGUCUUAAUUCGAUUGAAUUCAGCGCUGACAAGUCUAGCGUAUCAGUUGGUGCCGGUGCCACCUGGGAUCUCAUCUACGAUAAACUCGACCCCUUGGGUCUGAGCGUUGCCGGCGGUCGUGUCGCUGGUGUUGGCGUUGGCGGCCUAACCCUCGGUGGCGGUAUAUCUUACUUCGGACCACGAGAGGGCCUUACCUGCAACCAAGCAAUAUCAUUCGAGAUAGUACUAGCGGAUGGUUCGGUGGUAGAGGCAAACGAAAAACAGAAUGCGGAUCUAUGGUGGGGGCUCCGGGGUGGGUCGAAUAACUUCGGCAUCGUCACCCGUAUCAACUUCAGGACUUUCGAGCAGCGGAGCUUGUUAUGGUCGACUCUAACCCUCAACCCUCUCACUGAACCGUUUGAGGGCGAGACUCCGCCGUUCUAUAAGCCUAUUUUGGAGCUUCCUACGAUUAGCAACGCUUUAGCGACGACUAUUACCGCGAGUAUGUCAACGCUUGCACAGAAUUCGGUGGCACUUCAAAAGCCACAGGCCGCUCGUUACAUGACAGCAACGACAACAUUUAUUCCUACGGAAGCUAUGAUCCGCGCGACGUACGAUGCCUUCAAUUCGUCGUUCUCGCUAUUAGAGGGUGUGGCAGGACUUAUGUGGGCCGCGAACAUCGAGCCCUUAGGGGUGCUGAACUUAUUGCUGAAGCUCCACUAUGGACCCGUAAGUCAAAAAAAGAUUAUUGUCCCAAACACCCCCUUACCACCGCAAAUUUACAAGCGUGGCGGGGCCGACACCAAUGCUCUCGGGCUGACCAAACAGGAAUCCUCGCUCGCCAUCUGCCUCAUCUCGCCGGCAUGGUCGGACGCCGCCCACGAUGAGCAGGUGUACAGCGCCGCGCGCUCGCUGAUGAGCGAUAUCGAGGAGAAGGCUAAAAAGCUAGGCGUGUAUGAUCCGUAUAUUUACCUGGACUAUGCGGCGCCGUGGCAAGACGUCAUUAAGGGGUAUGGCGAGGAGAAUGUGAAAAUGUUGCAGGCGCUGAGGAAGAGGGUUGAUCCCGUGGGGGUGUUUACGCGCAUGGUUAAGGGCGGGUUUAAGAUUCCGGAGGAGAGUUAG
Annulohypoxylon maeteangense is the source of this 1398-nucleotide messenger RNA. RefSeq names its product putative oxidoreductase. Gene Ontology annotation, molecular function: FAD binding. NCBI's taxonomy places the organism in Eukaryota, Fungi, Ascomycota, Sordariomycetes, Xylariales, Hypoxylaceae. The transcript has 5 exons. The record is from RefSeq and is a predicted model, not a curated record. The coding region runs from base 1 to 1398 and encodes 465 amino acids.